GAAAAAAAAAAUAGAACUAAACAAAUCUGAAGGAGGAAUACUGAUGGUGUAAUUUAUUUCGUUUAAAAUUUUACAAUGGAAAAAUACGAUAUAUCUCAACUAACAGAGUUCCCACGAUUCGAGACAGAACCAAAUCAGAGCGGUGUGACUACAUUUUUUAAUAAACUUUGGAAAUUGCCCCUUUUUUCACCCAAUGAAACAGCUGAGGAAACGGAAAAAGCAUCGGUUGAGAGGAAACAAUCGGAUUCUCAAGCCGAUAAUUCUAACAAACAGAGCUUUGAUGAUACGAAGACAGAAUCUGGUAGUUAUGCAGUUGAAUUUGAAGGGCGAAGUCUGCCCAAUGUUUUACAGAGAAUAAGCAGUCUGAUAGCCUUGGGUUCUGGGGGUGGUACAAGAUACGCGGAUACGGAGCUGGCUCGCUACUGGAUGCCGGAUGACAUCUCACGUGAGUGCUACGAGUGCGCGGCACGCUUUGGAGCCUUACGCCGCCGACAUCAUUGCCGUGUCUGUGGUCAGAUAUUCUGCUCACGAUGCUGUAGUCAACGAGUGCCAGGUCAAAUAUUUGGUUGUGCUGGUGGUCUUAGAGUAUGUACAUACUGUUGUAAUGUUGUACUCAGUUACUUACGUGAGAAUGAUGCAGCUGGUGACAUCUCUCCUGACUUACGCACAUUACAGGAGAACUUACAGGUGAAGUUCCCAGACAACAAGGCUGCAGACAAGGGUGGUGACAACUUCAUGUUUGCGAGGCAGCAAGAGGAGCGCCCGGAGCCCCGCGCAGACACCACAGAGUCCCUGCACGAUCUGAUACGACAGCUUGCGUUCUCCUUACCAAUGCAGCAGCACAGAUUUCGCCUGGUGAGAUACAACAGCGUGUGGCGCGGUUGUGACGUCAUGCAGUGGGUCGUGGAUAACACCAGCAAUAAAACAAGGGCUCAGGCGGGCGCGGUGUGUCAGGCGCUGCUGUCUGCGGGACACUUGGAGAGCGUGACGGAGCCCCCGCAAUUCGCGGACUACGCUCUGUACCGUCCCGCACAACACGUCACACAACGUGACACACAACAAGCUGACAACAACAAUGACAACGGUGAGGAGUGUGGACGAUUGGUGGAGAGUGUAUCCUCGUACUGCUUGGACCUGAACCUCGGAGACAGCUCCGCCAGACUCACCAAAGCGACCAAGACGACAGAGAGCAAAUCGUCUCCUUCAAGUGAAGAAGAUCAUCCGAUAUUGGAUCAAAGUGAAGGUGGUGAGGCUGCGACGCUGUGCCGGUCGGUGGAGCAGUCGGGGGCGGAGCACCUGGCGCUGCUGCUGCGGCAGUGCCUGGCGCGGGCCUCCCUAGCGCCCUCCUGGCUGCACGUCCUCUACCCGCUCUGUCAGCAGGCUGCGGACAUCAUACUGCCGGAUAUGUACGGAAAUGACAUCGACGUACGUAACUACGUGCAAGUGAAAAAAGUACCCGGCGGCAGCGCACAGGACAGCUGCCUCCUGCAGGGUGUCGUGCUCACCAAGAACGUCGCACACAGAGGUAUGCCGCAGCAGAUCUCCAACCCGACAGUACUUUUACUGGAUUGCUCCAUCGCGUACCAGCGCGUUGAGGGAAAGCUCACCUCGCUGGAGCCACUCCUCAUGCAGGAACAGGAAUACCUAGUGCGUUGUGCGGCGCGCAUCACCGCACUGCGGCCGCGGGUGGUGUUGGUGCGGGGCGGUGCGGCGCGCGGGGUGCAGGACGCGCUGCGUGCGGCGGGCGUGGCGCUCGCGGCCGGGGUGCGCCACCGCGCACUGCGCCGCGCCGCACGCUGCGCACGCGCAGAUCUAGUCGCCAGUGUUGAUGCGAGGAUAGCCACACCUCGCCUGGGUACCGCUAAGGAGUUUUAUGUUAAGAAUUUCUCAGGAAAAACUCUAAUGGUACUAGAAGGCUGCGCGGAGCCACACCUCGGCUGUUGCAUUCUAUUACGAGGUGGCUCCCUGGCCGAGCUGGUGAGGGUCAAGAGGGUGGUCAAGUUUAUGUUGCUGGCUUUCUAUAAUUGGAAAUUCGAGAAGGCAUUUCUAGCCGACAUAGAAGCGGUGUUACCUGAACCUGGAAUGUCUUUCGGUGAUGAGGAAGCUGAGUGUGCGAGUGAAACGGAUACAAAAAGAGAAUACGAGAGACAAGAGAAAGAGAGUCUCUUUAAUGAACCAAAAGAAGAAGAGAAACCAAUAGAUAUAAAAAGUGAAGAUAUGACCAACGUUAUCGAUGAUAUGGAAGAUUCAAACAUAGAACUAUUUACUAGCAAUAAAAAUGAUACAAAAUCUAUUACCAGUGAGAUACUUCAUGAUAAAGAAGUAAAACAUAUUAAAGAAGACCAGGAUUCUAACGAAGAAGUGACUAAAACCACUGGUGGUGAUAAGAACUUGAGUUGCGGAGUACCGAUAAGAGAUUUCAGUGAUCCAUUACGUGCGACAUUGUCUAUGGAUGAUGAGGUGUUCUUGCCCAAAGAAGAGGCUGAAUUAAAAGCUGAUUCCCAUAGCGAAAGAUGGUGUACGGAUGAUGCUGUACUCUCGAUGUCGCCUAACAUCGUGAUCCCGGCGCCGCGACUACCACUGCUUGUGCCGACCCCCAACACCCCCCAGACCCCCCACACCCCGCGCCCCAAGCGUCGCCCCCCACCACGUCCACAACACACACAUGUACUACUCAAGGAACCUCAUCCAUUUAUAAAGAUGGCAAUCAGCAGCCCUGCUGAGGACCCUCGUCUCCGCGCAGCACUCGCUAACUACCGCGCGACUGGCGCACGACUCGCCAAUACAACACAUAAACCGGAAUGUCCCCAAUACAAACCAUCAAUACUCAAACCCCCCGAGAUUGAGGUGGAUGAGGGUGAAGGUGAAGCUAAGGGUGGGUCGGGGGCGACAGACCCCCUCGCACCGGAGCAGCAUCAGCGACUCAGUUUGCUGCUGUACAGCUGCAGCGACAAGUCUGCCAAUGUUCCAGACUUCUGUGUCAAUCCAUGGAUAGUGACAAUGGAGAUGUACGGACGACACGACAUUUCUUUGGGUGCGUUCCUCGAGCGGCAUUGCUUCGACGGCGACCAUCGCUGUCCCUCCGCAAACUGUCAGGUCCCCAUGAACCGACAUCUCAGGAGGUUCGUGCACGGCGAGGCUUGUAUCACAAUAACUUGCAACACAAUAGGUCACAGUAACGUUGACAAGACUAAAGAAGAUCAUUCCAGAGAGGUGCGUGUAUGGACGCGGUGUGAGAAGUGCGGGGCGACAUCUCGCGGACGUCGCCUGUCUCGCGCGGCUCUCUCCCUCUCGCUAGCACAGUACAUGCGACUGCGACUGAGCGCGACUCGCUACGUGCGUCGCGCGCUCUGCCCACACCCGCUACAUGCGCACGCGCACGCAUUCGUCGCACGACUCACCACAGCCUGCUUCAGGUACGACAAGAUUUCGAUGUAUGACAUCCAGCUGCCGCCUGAUGUCAUCUCCAUCAACUACGACACCAAGCGCAUGCGCGACAACCUCAUUGCACAUCUCAAUGAACUCGUCCUCAAAGGACACGAGACGUUCAGUGUGGCUGCGGGAGAGGGAGAUGAGAAGGAGCGCGAGUACGCAGCAUUCCGCCAUCACAUGGACCUCAUACACCUCGCCCUCACCUCCGCCAGUCUGCAUGAACACGUCACCCUCGCCAGCGUAGUUCGUAAUCUAUGGAAUGUAUCAGAUAAUAUUGUAACUGGAGAGCGAAUGCUGCGUGAUGCUCAAGACAAAUGGUCCAGUCCACUUACUAAGAACAAACUGCAAACUGAACUCAACCAAGAAGACAAAGAAGUUGAUGAAUCUAGUUUUGAAACUGCUGCCAACGAUAGUUCAGAGAUCAUUUCAAAAGAUAUAGACAAAGAAUAUAAUAUAGGUACUGAAGAGGAUGAGGAAAAAGGUGAUAAGAAAACUGUGAAACAAAUACUGUCACAACUUUUAUCAAGUAAUCAACAAGCUAAUCAGAAUGGUAUAAUAUUGUCAAGUGGUGUGGUGCCAGUUGUGGUGAGAGCUGGAGACGUGGGUUCUGUGAUCGCAGCCACACUCGCCUCCCUCACAUACCAGAAGACGUUGCGCGCGCAGCGGUACAGUACUCAAAAUGAACAAGAAGAUGGUGAAAGUAAUGUAUCUGGAAAGGAGAAGAACGACGGAGACAAAACUAAAUCCAGCGCCGCAAAGUCCAAUGAACAUAUAGAAGUGCUCCUGAAGGACGGUCUGGCGUGCCGCGUGUACUUCGCGCUGCAGUUCCACGGGCUGAGACACGCGGUGCUGGCCGCGCCCGGAGCACCCGCGCCUGGAGCACCCGCACCCGGAGCACCCGCGCCCCCGCACACAUGCUCCUGUCACACCAAGGAGAAGGAUGGUAAGACCGUGUGCGAGGUGGAGGAGGGCUUCAUCAGGUCGCUGGCGCAGUGUGUGCCCUGGGCGGCGCGCGGCGGCAAGUCCGGCUCCACCUUCUGCAAGACUGAGGACGACCGCUAUGUGCUGAAGGAGAUGACGAAGCCGGAGUGGCAGCAGUUUCUGGAGUUCGCGCCGCACUACUUCUCCUACGUCAACUCCUGUCGCUUAAAUAAGCAGCCCAGUCUGUUAGCGCGUAUCCUGGGCGUGUUCAGUGUGGGGGGGAGUGGCAGCGGUGUGCUGGUGAUGGAGAACGUAUGGUAUGGUGCGAGUGGUCUGCGCUUCGACCUGAAGGGUACAGCGCGGCCCCGCCUCCCCCCCACCAGCACCACCCCCACUGCCACACCCCACACAUCACACAAUGCACAAACAGUGCUCGUUGACCUCAACCUGCUACAUUUACGUUGGGAGCGGCAGCUGUAUGUACCGGCGCAGUUGUGCGGUGCGCUGUGGGGGGCGCUGGGACGAGACACAGCCUUCCUGGCCUCCAGCGGAGUCAUGGACUACUCUCUGCUGCUCGGACUUCAAGAUCACACCCUCGUGCUCGGCGUCAUAGAUUACAUCCGCACCUUCACAUGGGACAAGAAACUGGAGCACCUGGUGAAGAAGAACCUGGGCUCUGGUCAGCCGACGGUUGUCUCUCCGGAGGAAUACCGGCGCAGGUUCUGUGCAGCUUGUCGCAAGUACUUCCUGCAGUGCCCCGAGCACUGGGACCAUCUGUACGACAACACGGACUCCGCUUAACUGCAGUCAGAGUCCUAAUUCAUCACUAAGGGAGCCUGGUCGCUAGGGGUACCUGGUCGCUAGGGGAAACUGAUCGCUAGGGGAGUCUGGUAGCUAGGGGAACCUGGUAGCUAGGGGAACCUGGUAGCUAGGGGAACCUGGUAGCUAGGGGAACCUGGUAACUAGGGGAACCUGGUAGCUAUGGGAACCUGGUAGCUAGGGAAACCUGGUAGCUAGGGGAACCUGGUAGCUAGGGGAACCUGGUAGCUAGGGGAACCUGGUAGCUAGGGGAACCUGGUCACUAGGAAAGUCUGGUCGCUGAACUUGUUCUCUAGAGGUCUUUUGUAACUGAAGCCGACCUGUAUUGACUUCUGAUAUAAGUCUACACACAGAGAGGACCAUAUAUAA
Papilio machaon (common yellow swallowtail) is the source of this 5541-nucleotide messenger RNA. It is a transcript of the gene fab1, whose product is annotated as 1-phosphatidylinositol 3-phosphate 5-kinase. Lineage: Eukaryota; Metazoa; Arthropoda; Insecta; Lepidoptera; Papilionidae. Gene Ontology annotation, molecular function: 1-phosphatidylinositol-3-phosphate 5-kinase activity; metal ion binding; ATP binding. The record is from RefSeq and is a predicted model, not a curated record. Bases 76 to 5154 code for a protein of 1692 amino acids. Gene Ontology annotation, biological process: intracellular signal transduction; phosphatidylinositol phosphate biosynthetic process. Gene Ontology annotation, cellular component: endosome membrane. The transcript has 33 exons.